Molecule: messenger RNA, 924 nt
Organism: Aspergillus lentulus
Lineage: Eukaryota; Fungi; Ascomycota; Eurotiomycetes; Eurotiales; Aspergillaceae
Source: RefSeq, a predicted model, not a curated record
AUGCCUUCUCACAAAUUCCGAAUCCCAGAACUUGACGCUCACUGGGAGCAAGCCGUCAAAGAUGCUGACCUGGCAGGAAAGACCAUCCAUACCCUCCAAAGCUUGUCCUCCGGGUCUAAAAUUAUCCCAUCAGAGUUCUUGACCUUCAGAAUCAUAUGCGUUCCCCAUGCGGCCGGUAUAUUUGAUGCGGAGAAGUGGGAGCUCACGGAACAUAUGGUAAGGGCGCAGAGUCUACUGACGAACCACUUUAGUGAUUUCAGCAAUUACCUACAAAGUGUGCGGCUGGACAUGGGGGUAACACAAAAAGGGCCUGGGGAUCAAUUGCCGCUUGGGAUCUUUGAGAUCCCUCGCAACCACCAGCGCCAUGUCCUGGAAGCUGACAGACUCACGAGCCAGAAAGUCAGACUUGUUGACCCGGAUCAUGUCGAUGCGUGGCGCAUCGUACCAACCACAGAUGAGGAAAUAGUCAAUUUCGCAAUUGUUGACUGGCUCCAAGCAGUCUGCAUGAAGAUGCCCGGGGUCCAUGGACAAUGGAUAGCCAGCCGUUACCAAUUCAGGGCGCGGUUUGGGACUAACGAGCUCGAGGCUCGCACAGAUGGAGUUCUGCGGAUAUUCGACGAGCCAGAGAGAGUCCAUGCACUGAUUGAGUGCAAGCUAAAGCUCGCACGGACGCUCUGCCAUCGGUGCAAUUUCAAGAGGCUGCGCAGAUUCAUUUUCAUGGUAUCAGAGGACCGGGACGAGAUCUUCCUCACCUUUGGCACCCUCGACCGUCAUUACCUCCGAUAUCUGCACAAUUCGGACGCACCAAAGAGGUUCCUGGAGCUCCAUACCUAUGGUCCGUUCAGAAUAGACAGCGCUGUACAUAUGGAGCAGCUGGCAGGCAUUGUGCUUGCAUACGUUCUCCGGGUUGGCACUGGGAGGUAG